AUGCCGGUCCGGAAAGAUUGUAGUAGAGCUCUCCAUAUUCUGACUAAGUACAGAAAUAACCUUGGUGAGAAUAGUGACAAAUCUUUUCGAAAUGCAGUUGAAAAGUUGACGAAUACUCUUGAAAGUCAACUCUUUUCAUCGCUAAUGGAUAUUUUAGAAGCAUAUGAAUUGGCAUUAACAGGCGACAACAAAGAGUUUUCUAGUGAACAAGUGACAGAUCAUUUGAAUAUUCACCUGAGCGGGUCAGCUAUUACUCCCGACAACCAGUCUGUUGUGAAGCAGUUGAGUCCCGAUCACAUAUCAGCUAAAGCUGAGUGGGAAUACCUGGAUAUCGUUCUCAAACGUGAUUCAUCUGCAGUCGGUGGAUUUGGUUUCAGUAUUGCAGGAGGCAUCGAUAAUCCAGUUUCAGAUGUAGAUCAUGGUAUAUAUGUGACCAGAAUUGCACCGAAUGGAUGUGCAGAUAGAGAUGGUAGACUGAGGGUUGAUGACCAAAUUCUCUCCGUGAAUGAUAUCAGUUUAGAACAUGUCACAAAUAUGGAAGCUGUAAGAACAUUAAGGCAAGCUGGGAAUCAAUUACACCUAGUAGUGCGCCGAUUUGUUGGGAAUACUACAGUAACAGCGUCUAACGCAGCGUUUCCACAACAAUCUUCACCAUUACAGUCACCUGAAGUUCUGUCUGAUAUGGAAGAUAGCGGUUCAACUCCUAUAUGGUAUGAAGCUCAACUCUGUAAACCGAGUCCAAAUACCGGACUUGGAUUUAGUAUUGCAGGUGGCAAGAUCCCUGGUGGUUUAGCUGAUUUAGAUGGUCGUAUUAUGCCUGGUGACCAAUUAAUGCAAGUAAAUGGAAUUGAUCUAAGUCAUGCUACGCAUGAAGAAGCUGUUCGCGUACUUCGUAAUGCAGGUGAUACUGUAAAUUUAGUAUUAACACGUCAACAAGUGGAAAGUUUUGCUGAUGAAUCUGGAUCAAUCGGACAAUCCAUAAAUGGUGAAUCAAAACAUUUAUAUCAAACAAACACAAGUCGAAAAUUUUCAUGA
Heterobilharzia americana is the source of this 1035-nucleotide messenger RNA. Lineage: Eukaryota; Metazoa; Platyhelminthes; Trematoda; Strigeidida; Schistosomatidae. The record is from the annotation of a GenBank genome assembly.